AUGGCGAAGGACGAACAGGCUGUGGCGAAGGUUCCAAGGAAGGGAAUGAGGUGUGAGGGCAGCCGCGUGAGGUCUGGGUGCGCACCUCGGCAGCGGGGGCCCCGCGCGCUGCGCCCCCCUUUUAUGCAGGAGGUCCCCUUUGGAUGGCGGCGGGCUGGUUUUGGUCUGCUCCUGACUCACCAGGAUGAACGUGACAGGGUGUCCAUUCCCUUGCGAAGGGUCAGGACGUCACGCCCCCGCUCCACCCCACCUUCAGGGGCCCUCCCCUCCCCCAGCCCUCAGAGCUUCGCCCGCUGGCAGCACAGGCAGGACCGCUGGGCCCUUUCUGGAAACCAGAAGCUUCCUCCUCCUAAAUUCCCCUCAGCCAUGCUCCUUCCAACAAAACUGCUCAGCCCCCUAAGGUCCUUUGACACGACCACUGGCUCCCUGGGCCAGAGGCGAGGCCUCAGAGUGGAGCCAAAGUUAUGGCGGCAAGGGCUACAGCAGUUUCUGCCCAAUGAUGAAGCUGAACCUUCCCCAGUACAUCUGGGAGGCACAAAUCAGCCUACAAAGCUCCCUGAGGAGAUGGAGCCCUCUCUAGACAAGCAGGAGGCUCCUUGUCAACAUCUAGUGCCUCCUACAGUGGUUACAACUCAAAACACCACAAAGCAUGAGGUGUCACAUCCUGGGCAGAAUCAACUGCAUCCUUCAAAUCUGCCCACUGUCACAGUUAAACCUGCUGAUAUGCAGCUUAUCCUAACUCCAGAACCCACUACAGAGGUUCAGAGUUUUCCAACUCAACAUAAGGGCCCAGCUCACCCUCCAGAGACUUCUGAAGAGGUGAAGCCUCCAACACAGCAAGAGGACUUGAGUAAACUGUCAGAGCUCCUUGAGGACAAUGAACCAUCUCCAUUCCAAGUUGUAACUCAAUCACCAGUAUAUAAUGAGGUGACAGUUCAUUCUACAGAUCAGGACCAAGCUCAGAAUUCAAACUUACCUGAUGUCAUAGUUAGACCUACAGACCUGGGGCUUACCAUAACUCCUCAAUUCACCUCAACUGAACAGUCCACUGCCCUGCAGAAAACCACACCUCCUACAAAGCACAUACAUCUGGGAGGUAUAAAUCGGCCUGAAAAACUCCCUGAGGAGAUGGAGCCUUCUCUAGACCAGCAGGAGGCUCCUCUUCAACCUCUAGUGCCUCCUACAGUGGUUACAACUCAAAACACCACAAAUCAUGAGGUGCCACCUCCUGGGCAGAAUCAACUGCAUCCUUCAAAUUUGCCCACUGUCACAGUUAAACCUGCUGAUAUGCAGCUUAUCCUAACUCCAGAACCCACUACAGAGGUUCAGAGUUUGCCGAUUCAACAUAAGGCCCCAACUCACCCUCCACAGACUUCUGAGGAGGUGAAGCCUCCAACCCAGCAGGAUGACCUGAGUAAACUGUCAGAGCUCCUUGAGGACAAUGAACCAUCUCCAUUCCAAGUAGAGGUUCCUGUACAUCACCCAGAGUAA
This is a messenger RNA of Elephantulus edwardii (Cape elephant shrew), 1491 nucleotides long. RefSeq names its product leucine-rich repeat-containing protein 37A-like. Bases 1 to 1491 code for a protein of 496 amino acids. Lineage: Eukaryota; Metazoa; Chordata; Mammalia; Macroscelidea; Macroscelididae. The transcript is spliced from 6 exons. The record is from RefSeq and is a predicted model, not a curated record.